Messenger RNA from Mus caroli (Ryukyu mouse), 1943 nucleotides. It is a transcript of the gene Dmac2l, whose product is annotated as distal membrane arm assembly component 2 like. The record is from RefSeq and is a predicted model, not a curated record. Lineage: Eukaryota; Metazoa; Chordata; Mammalia; Rodentia; Muridae.
GGAGCUAGGGUGAAGGCGGGGACCGGGUGGUGGUUCCACUCUCCCGGACCUCCGCCCGCACAGGCUUGACUGGACGCCGGCGCUGUUCCGCCAGAGAAGGCUGGGCCUGUCGGGGUGACCCCUGGCUCCCGCGGCCUCUCCUUCGGCCAUGCCUCCUGGUCGGUUGGCGACGCUGUGGCCGGGGAGCCAGAGGCUAAGCCACCUCCUGCCGCUCCCUGUCACUACCCUGCUGAUUGCCCGUGGGUUUCUGGGCCCUUCGUGGGGCUCCUGGUUGGUGUCGUUUAUUCAACCACUGACUCGGCUUAUAAAUAUCGGUCGCUGAGCUAGGCGCUGGAUGAAAGUAGACAGCUCGGUCCCUGUCUUCAUUUAGUGUUGUUUUUUGGGUUUCUAUUAUUGACUUGUGUAUGUGCCUAUGUGAGCUUAUUGCAACAGGAGUUUGUAGAGACCAGAAAGGGGAGUAGAGGAUCCCCUGAAACUGGAAGUUUUGAGCUGCCAUAUGGGCGCUGGGAAUCUAGGCCCUCAGAUCAAUGAUGAUGUUUGGAAAAAUUUCGAGACAGCUCUGCAGCUUAAAGAAAAUCCCAUGGUCAUGUGACUCCAGAUACUUCUGGGAAUGGUUGAAUACAGUGUUUAAUAAAGUAGAUUAUGAACGCCUCAGGGAUGUUGGCCCUGACAGGGCAGCAUCUGAGUGGCUACUUCGGUGUGGAGCCAAAGUACGCUACUGUGGCCACCAGAAGUGGCUACACGACUAUAACACACUCCCAGGAAGCUCUAUAGACAGAUAUAAGAUUCAAGCAAUUGAUGCCACCGAUUCUUGUAUCAUGGACAUUGGCUUGGAUCACAUGGUGGGCCUAGAGCAUGUUGAAAAAAUAACACUAUGCAAGUGUCAUUAUAUUGAAGAUAACUGUUUGCAGAGGCUUAGUCAACUUGAAAAUUUACAAAAAAGCCUAUUGGAACUGGAAAUAAUUGCCUGUGGGAAUGUCACAGACAACGGCAUCAUUGCUCUGCGACAUUUCAGGAACCUCAAGUAUUUGUUCUUAUGUGAUCUUCCUGGAGUAAAAGAUAAAGAAUACCUUGCCCAAGUCUUAAAGACAGCACUGCCUUCUCUGGAUCUAAAAUUAAACCUGAAGUAAAAUAAGUGUCUGGUUUCACUAGUAAGGAUCAUUUGAAAUUGCUGAUACUAGAUAGCUACAAAUAUUACAUAGUCACCAAUAGAACUGUGAAAAUGAUUCAGAAAUGGAGAAUGGAUGUCAGGAAGAGAAUAACUCAUCAAAAGUGACUCACUAAAGUUACUUAGUUAAAAGUGAGAAAUUAUGUACAUUGAAUCAUUUUUUAAAAAUACAACAUAGCAUUUUAAUUCUAAUGUAUUUCUCAUUGAUAUAUAUAUAUAUGUUGGUGUAGUGUUCUUUAAACUGCAAUGCAAAUAUUCUUCCUUACAAUAAUUUACACCAUGUUGAAGCAUGUUACUGUAAACCUACAGUUAUGAAACUUGAAAGCUCAGGUGCUGAUUCACUGCUGGAGUCCACUGUACAGAGCUGUCGUGGCGUUGAGAGCAGCGAGCUGGAUGGCUUCCCAGGAUUUGCAUGCUUGCCCAAGCUCCUGCAUUGCUGCAUUCCUAGUCAUACAUACUUUUAAAAAUACCUUUUCUCAGAAACAGGGUUGCUGGCUACUCUGUCCUACUUUAAAGCCGGGUCUGCUUCCUGCUGGUUAAAACAGAAUGCAAUACUUACCUACACCCAACUAGUUUUGCUGGUAAAACAAACAGAGGAAACAGGCUACCCUACUCCCCAUCUGCUUCAAACAAGAAUGUGUGUUUGUUAGAUGCUAAUUUUGCUAUCUCUCAAAUACCUUUGAAUUCUACCUUCUAUGAACUCAAGGCAUAUAAAAAUAUAAAUACAAAAUGAAUUUUAUAUCUAGAAAACACUAAUAAAGAAUGCCAUAAGUAA